UCCUAUAUGAGUAUAAAGACAAGUAUUUAGAACUAUCCAUGUCUUCACUAGCCCUAGGUAGUUAGCUUUCCAGUACCAGUCAUAAUUUCCCUAAACUUAAACUUUGGAUCUCCCAGUUUCAACUUCCCAUGUUCUGAGAUUUAUGCAUGUACUCUAAGAUUCUUCUAUCUCCAAUAGCCCUCCAGGCGCAAUGGUAUUAGCCCCAAUAUCUUCAGAGUGCUUUGAAAUUUACAAAGUGUAUUGGCCUUAGGAUUCAGGACUGCUAGCUUCAUUGUAUGCAUGAGACAAAAGAUGCAGAAGAAUUAUAUGACUUGUCAAUGGUUAUAUAGUUGAUAAGAGACAGAGCCCGGGCCUAGACUUAACCUUUCUCUCUCCAGAUCCCCUGUUUUUACCUCAGUGACCACUGCCUUUCUGACCUCACAACAUUAUGAUCCUCUCUCCCUCGUCUCACAGGCAUUAAUCAUAUACUGCCUGUAACCAGCAGAAAGGGGUUUGAGAUCAGGGAUCAAGAUCUAAGAAGAGACGGUCCACUGUCUGAUAAGUGUGCAAGUGAAGAGCCAAAUUACUUAGAAAUUACCACUGGGAAAAUGACCUGUCAAUGGAGGGAGUGGAACUUGCUCGCUCUGCACGCUGCUUCACCCCUGAGGAUGUCAGUGGAAAAGCCAAAGCCCCAGACACAGGCGCGGACAUGGACCCAGGCCUGGGUGUGAGCUUUCCAAGGCAGUCAUUCUGCUCCACAGAUGUGUUCGUGGAGGCUGUGGCACAGACCUGCUGUCUGUGCCAACGGGACCUACGGGAUGAGGGCUCUCGGCUGCUUCCAUGCCAACACUUGCUCUGUAAGGACUGCUUCCAGAGUUUCAUGCGGGAGUUAGGCCCUGUUACCAGGGCCUACGGGACAGUCCCAGAUGAGCUCAUCUCCUGUCCUGCAUGUCAGCGAGUGUAUCUUACCAGAGAUGUAACUGAACAUAUUUUUCUCCAGUGCUUUCCUCCUGGGCAACCCACAAUGGCCAGGAGCUGCUCCGAGUGCAAGGAGAAGCGGGCGGCGCAUAUUCUCUGCACCUACUGCAAUCGCUGGCUGUGCAGCUCUUGCACAGAGGAACACCGGCAUGCCCCCCCCGGGGGCCCACUCUUUGCGCGGGCACAGAAGGGAUCCUCAGGGGUGAAUGGUGGCUCUGGGGACUUCGCCUUGUACUGCCCUCUGCACACACAGGAAGUGCUCAAGCUCUUCUGCGAGACAUGUGAUGUGCUCACAUGCCACAGCUGCCUAAUGGUGGAACACAAAGAGCACAGGUGCAGACAUGUUGAAGAAGUUCUACAAAACCAGAGGAUGCUUCUAGAAAGCGUGACCACACAGGUGGCACAUAAGAAGUCCAGCCUGCAGACAUCUGCGAAGCAAAUCGAGGACAGGAUUUUUGAAGUGAAACAUCAGCAUAGGAAGGUGGAAAACCAGAUCAAAAUGGCCAAGAUGGUCCUCAUGAAUGAGCUGAACAAACAGGCCAAUGGACUCAUAGAGGAGCUUGAGGGCAUUACUAACGAGAGAAAGCGGAAGCUGGAGCAGCAGUUACAGAGCAUCAUGGUUCUCAACCGUCAGUUUGAGCAUGUGCAGAACUUCAUCAACUGGGCUGUCUGCAGCAAAACCAGCGUCCCGUUUCUUUUCAGCAAAGAACUGAUUGUGUUCCAGAUGCAGCGGCUGCUGGAGACGAGUUGUAACACUGAUCCUGGCUCUCCUUGGAGUAUCAGAUUCACCUGGGAGCCCAACUUCUGGACCAAGCAGCUGGCUUCCCUUGGCUGCAUAACCACUGAGGGUGGACAGCUGUCCCGGGCAGAUGCUGCGGCUGCUUAUGGGAGCUUACAGGGGCCAUCCUCCUUUUAUCAGAGCCACCAGGCCCCCAUGGCUCAGCAGGAGUCUCUCAGCCACCCCUCACACAAGUUCCAGCCUCCAGCACUGUGCUCCUCGUCUGUCUGCUGUUCCCACUGCUCCCCAGUCUCACCUUCCCUCAAAGGCCAGGUUGCCCCACCCAGUAUCCACCCAGCUCAUAGUUUCCGGCAGCCCUCUGAAAUGGUGUCCCACCAGCUGGGGUCACUGCAGUGUUCCACCCUGCUGCCCCGGGAGAAAGAGCUAGGCUGCAGUCCUCAUCCACCAAAGCUGCUGCAGCCCUGGCUAGAACCACCACCGCCUCCCGCAGAACAGGAGAGUACAUCCCAGCGGCCAGGACAGCAGCUGAUUUCCCAGCCUGUGUGCAUCGUCCCUCCGCAAGACGUUCAGUCGGGAGCUCAUGCCCAGCCCACCAUACAGACACCCUCCAUCCAAGUUCAGCUGGGCCACCACCAGAAGCUGAAGCUCAGCCACUUUCAACAGCAGCCACCGCAGCAGCCACCACCCCCUCCUCCACCCCCUCCACCCACCCAGCAUGCACCCGCACCCUUGCCUCCCUCCCAGCACCUAGCUUCCAGUCAGCAUGAGAGCCCUCCUGGGCCUGCCUGUUCACAGAACGUGGACAUUAUGCACCACAAGUUUGAGCUGGAGGAGAUGCAGAAGGACUUGGAACUUCUCCUGCAGGCUCAGCAGCCCAGCCUCCAGCUGAGUCAGACCAAGUCUCCUCAGCAUCUUCAGCAAACCAUUGUGGGGCAGAUCAACUACAUCGUGAGGCAGCCAGCACCUGUCCAGACCCAGAGCCAGGAGGAUACCCUGCAGGUUACAGAGGAGCCACCAGCAUCUGAGGGCCCAAAGCCAGCUCUACCCCUUGACAAGAAUUCUGCGGCCGCCUUGCCCCAGACAUCGGGGGAAGAAACUCCUCACAGUGUCCCCCCAGUGGACAGCACCCCCCAGCACUCCUCUCCAAAUGUGGUGAGAAAGCACUCCACCUCAGUGAGCAUCAUGGGCUUUUCCAACACUCUGGAGAUGGAGUUGUCAUCUACCAGGCUGGCGAGGACCAUAGAGCCGCAGAUCCACAGAGUGAGCAGCCUGACAGCUGGUCCCACCCACACAAUUCCAAGCCUGCUGAGUGGCCCACCACAAACUGUGUCCAGCCUGAUGAGUGUUACAAGCCAUGCCGUGCCCAGCUCAGCCAGUCACCUGCAGCCUGUGCCAAACCUUGUGCGUGGCACAUUCCAGUCUAUGCCCAACCUUAGGGGUGAUUGCUCCCAGGCCAUUACAAGCCUGGCAAGCAACCACUCACAGGCUGGGUCCAGCCUGGUGUCUGGGCACACCCAGGCUGUGCCGAGUCUGGCCACUUGUUCUCUGCAGGGCAUGCCUCCAGUUUCUGACAUACAUUUGGAGACUAGAUCCACUUCCAGUCCUGGUUCUGGCCAAAUUGCAGAGAGCCUGGGCCCCAAGGAUGGGUCUGAGUCCUCCCUGGGGAAUGCCCUGUGUAAGAUGGAAAGUGAGGAUUGCACUCGCUUCACAGACUCAGUAGGACAAGGCUCCACAGCCUCCAGUCUGGAUGUUUCCAAAGAUUUGGCUAUUUCCUCAGAACUGGAGGAACCAAUUAACCUCUCUGUGAAAAAACCUUCCCUAGCACCGAUGGCCAACACGUCUAUUGCUCUACAACAGUACCAGCACCCAAAAGAAUAUGAGAAUUUUGGACAAGAAGCCUUAGAGCUGGAUACAAAGGAGAAUUCAAGCAUCAGAGCCAUCAGCAGUGAGCCCAAGAUUCCCUAUGUGCGACUGGAGAGACUCAAGAUCUGUGCUGCCUCAUCAGGAGAGAUGCCUGUGUUCAAGCUGAAGCCCCAGAAGAACAGCCAGGACGGGAGCUUCCUGCUGGUGAUCGAGUGUGGCACCGAGUCCUCUAGCAUGUCCAUUAAGGUCAGCCAGAACAGCCUGCCUGAUGCCACCCAAGGCCCGGGUCUGGGGGGAAGAAAGGUCACUGUCACCUCCCCGACUGGGCAGCGGCCACUGGAGGUGGACAGUGCAUCUUCUGAAGAACACAGACUCAUUCCCCGAACUCUGGGAGCCAAGAAGUGCACCCCAGCCCCCAUAGAGAAUGAGGACUUCUGUGCUGUGUGUCUCAAUGGUGGGGAGCUGCUGUGCUGUGACCGCUGCCCCAAAGUGUAUCACCUUUCCUGCCAUGUGCCAGCCCUGCUCAGCUUCCCAGGGGGAGAGUGGGUGUGCACCCUGUGCCGCAGCCUGAUGCAGCCUGAGAUGGAGUACGACUGUGAGAAUGCCCGCUACAGUCAGCCCGGAGUGCGGGCACCUCCCGGCCUGAGCACCAAUGACCAGAAGAAGUGUGAGAAGCUGGUCCUGUCUCUGUGCUGCAACAGCCUCAGCCUGCCCUUCCACGAACCAGUCAGCCCCCUGGCCAGGCAUUAUUACCAGAUCAUCAAGAGGCCCAUGGACCUAUCGAUUAUCCGGAGGAAGCUGCAAAAGAAGGACCCCGCUCACUAUACUACUCCAGAGGAAGUGGUGUCAGACGUGCGCCUCAUGUUCUGGAACUGUGCUAAGUUCAAUUAUCCUGACUCGGAGGUUGCAGAGGCUGGUCGCUGUCUGGAAGUAUUCUUUGAGGGCUGGCUAAAGGAGAUCUACCCAGACAAAAGCUUUGCCCAGCCCCAGCAAGAGGAUUCAGACUCUGAGGACGUAUCUGGAGAGAGUGGCUGUUCCACCCCCCAGGGCUUCCCGUGGCCUCCCUACAUGCAGGAAGGCAUCCAGCCCAAGAGGCGGCGGCGACAUAUGGAGAAUGAAAAGACAAAGAGAAUGUCAUUUCGUCUGGCCAACAGCAUCUCGCAGGUGUGAGAACUGGAAGGAGACGGGGCACUCUGGUGGCCGAUGUCCCACCCUCUCGACCAUCCCUCCCCAUCCUUCAGCUUAUUCUCUUCAGAGUGUGGCUGUGAGAUGAGUCUUGUUGAGCGGAUAGCGCUCCCUUCAUCAUUUGCAUCUCUAGCAUUUAUUUGGGAGCCAUAGUGCAUCCACCAUAAAGAAGAUUUCAGUAAAACAGGGCAGAGGGAGGUGUUCCUCAUUGCCAGAGUAACCGACAUACAGGUUCCAUGCCUCGAGGCUCAGGAGGACCUGGCUUCCUUAGGAGCUCUCUCAGUUGAGGAGAGCAGACUUUGCUCACCUCUCAGCAGCCACGGCUCAGGAGCACUGUGUGUGUCUGAACUCGUGGCUUAGAAGCGGGUACAAGGAAGAAAGCGAGGUUUGGAUACAUGGCAGGCCUGCGGUCCCUGUCCCAGCACAGCCAAAGACUGUCACUGUUUGCCUUUGCUCGUCCUGUUGGGACAGCGGCAUCUGCCACUGGCAGAAUAAUGGAGGCUUCUCGAGGCCCUAGGUCUCAAUUGGUGCCUAUUUGGGUUCUAACGGUUUUCAGGGUAUUUGCUGUUUACGCCCCCUUUCCUGAGUAGGACUUAGGUGGUCACUGUGAAAUGCUGUGUGGGGUUUGGCACUCUUGCCUGAGCUAGGUGGCAGUGUAAAGACCAGAUUGUACUCACAUCCAGGAGAUGCCAGCUUCCUAACUCUGGGCUGAUAGCACUUGAGAACCUACCUUCUCAGAAGUGACUGUCAUGUGUGUUGAUGGCUCUUCCUUGAUCAUCUCUAUUCAGACAUCUACAUCUUGAGUUUUACUUGGGAGAAGUGUGAGGUGGUGUCUGCUGCAGGUACAGAGUUCCCUGGCAGGAACAGCCCACAGUCAGUGCAGUGUGCUGGGCCUCUUCUCCUGCCCAAGAUUCUAGUUCUCUCCUUUUUCACACAACCAAAGAUCAGAACUGUGGCCAUGCUGCUCACAGUCCGGAAGCAGCCAACGCUCUGUCACCCUUUUUGUUGGUCAGAGAAGACAGUGGUGACCCAUAGGAGUCUAACCUGGGCUAAGUCAGAGAAGGGGGAAAUUGAGAGGUGAGAAGCCAGUGUCCUUUAGUGACCCUGAAGUAACUCUAGGGUCGUAGUUCUUACAGAAUGCAGAAAGGCAUUCUGGAAGCCAUGGGAAUAGAGUGGUGCAAUAGAGCUGCAGGCCACAUUGUAGACGGAUCUCCACAGUGUAGGCAGGGUGUUUUGGAGGAAGUCUCUGAGACAUAUACAGGGACAGGCUUCUUCCUAGGCAAAGGCUUGUUUGAGGAAGGACCUAUUGAUUAUAUUGCUGGUGGAGAUGGCAUCCCAGUGGUCUGGUCUUGAGGCAUGGCGUGGCUGAUUUCAGGGGACUCUCAGGCCAUGGCUUUGUUUGUUUCAAAGAGGUGCAGUUUAAGGAAGUGAUUAUUCACAGGGCGUUUGCUGGGAAGCAAUUUUCUUUUUACCAGAAAGCUUUUCUUCUCUCCCUGUGAGUCAAGAACAGCACUCAGCCUCUUCUGCACUGGACUGAGGGAGCCACUUCACUUCGAAGCCCCGCCCACUGCCUUGUCAUUCAGCAGCACUGCCAAGCUCUCUUGAGUAGAUGGGCUUCCAUACCCUGCUCUCUAGUCCAGGUAGCUGAAUAUUCAGUUCAUUUCUAGUCCCGGAACCUUUGAAAACAGGCUUGGCUCCUGAGGUUCACAAAGCUUUUUGGUUGGGGCCCUGACUAUUUCUCCUUUGAUUUUUGAUUUUUGCAUCUUUUUCUCUGAUUGGUCUGGUGAGGGUCCUUCUGUUCAUACCUUCCUAAUUCUGCUUUGGGCAUCUUCCCUUUUGUGGCUCAUAGUCCAUACUUCAUGGUGUUUGGCCCUGGAAAGCCACUGAACACUAUGAUAGCCUGAAACCUGACACAGCCUUUCCUGGACCAGCUGGAGACUGUGCCUAUGAUAUGGAAAUGCCUGGCUCAAAGCCUCGUUUCCCCUUCCUUGGUACAGCUUGUAGCUAGAGUGCGUCCUGUUAGAACAAGGAUCAGCUUUGGGCCCAGAGAUCUUGAAAAUAUGGUAGGCAGUCCUCUGUUCCCUUUCCACUCUAGAGCCCCUCUGUGCUGAGAGGCUCCCUCUGGGCAUGUGAGCAGGGCAGAUAGGAGAGAGGGGUGCCUUUCCCUUCAAGGAUGCGAGGCCCUGGCCUGUCAUUCCUUCCCUACACUCACUAGCCCAUGGAAUUUUUCCUGGAACCAAGUUUUUAAAGUCAUCUUAAUUUUUUUCUUUGCAUGCAAAAAACAGAACUGGAAGUUUAAGAAAUCUAAAACAAAACCAAACACUUGUUCACUAAGUAAGUUUUGCGCUCUGGCUCUUCAGCAUUUUUAUUGAAUCCUGCAGUGACUCAUUUCUGUAUGGUCCCAUCAUAAAGUCAGGCUUUUUGGUUCCGGACAAAGUCAUGCAAUGGAAACGCAGUGAAUUCUGGUUGUUCUGCUGCAGUGUGCAGCCCUAGAAAGACAAGAAACUUCCUUUUGCUGUGCUGAGAAAUGUGCUAGUGGGAUGACUUCCGUAGACACAAGGGGAUUUUAGUGCAGAAAUUGGUACAGGACGGACUUGGAAAGCAUUCUUUCACAGAACUUGGGUAGGUUGAUCCUCCCGAAUUCUAGCAACAGGUACAAGCCUGCUGUAGGAACCUUGUUGAAUGGCAGCCGCCAGGCCCUCCUUGGACAUUGCUCCGUGGUGACACUGUUGGAAACACAGUGAAUGUCAGUUUCCUAUCCCUACUUUUGCCACAGGUCUUUGUAUGCCUCUUGAUGUCUAGCCCCUCUUUGCAGCUGGUCUCCACUGCACCCCUGCUUUUACCGCACUGGUCACUUAGUAAAGUUCUGGGCCGAGUCUUUGCUUCUGUGCCCCUCUUCUCCAGCCCCGUUCACUGCUGUGCACAUUCCCAUUCCCUUUGUCCAGAUCCGUGACCGCAUCCCUCUCCCCUCUCCCAGACUUUCAUUCUUCUCCAGGAUUUCCUCCUCUUCCCAGCGUGAACCCAGGGCCCAGCACAUAGGUUCUUAUUAGCAUCUUGAACUUCCCUAACCUCCCCACCUUCCACUUUCUCUAUUUUUCACAUCAGCCUGCUUUCUGUUCCUUUUUGGCUUCUAAGCAUGGCAGGCUCAGAGCCACAGCCUCAGUAUUGAUUGGGAAUUCUUGAACUUGGUAUUACUCUUCUUUCUGAUAUAUGUCCUUCAUCUUUGCUGUUAUCCAGUGACUUAACUUACCAUCUGCUUCAUUGAAGAGCGCUCCUAAGGCAAGCCCCCCUCCCCCACGUGUUUCUUCCUAUUGACCAGUGUGUGUAUCCUGCCUCACUUACUUCCUUGUACUUCUAGUUCUGUAUUUUCUGAGCCCUGAUAUGUCCUCCAAGGCUCUGUUUUUCCCUUUCUGGGCUCUGCAGGCUCUCUCCAUUGCUUACCUCUACACAGCCUACCAAAGUUAUCUCAAGAUUAAAACAAAACUGUCAUAUCUGUGUCAUAGACCUUUCCCCCUGUCCAUCAUUUUUCUCUUAAAAUAGACUAUUUGGCUGGACAUGGUGCCACACAUCUUUAAUCCCAGCACUUGGGAGGCAGAAACCAGAGGAUUUCUGGGAGUUCAAGGCCAGCCUGGUCUACAGAGUGAGUUCCAGGCCAGCCAGGACUACACAGUGAGACCCUGUCUCAAAAAACAGACAACAGAAAGAAUAUUUUACUUUGAUUCUUCUUCGUCUUCAGUCCUCUAUAGAUUUUCAUAAGAGGCACUAGUGACCACCCAGUUGCCAAAUGAAAUGAAUGCCUUUCAUUUCUCAACGCUCUCAAACUCUGCACAGCACCUCACUUCCCCACCAUUCCCCUCACGAGCACUCCCUUCAUUCAGCUUUUAGGAUAUUCCAGGUUGCUACAUUAUCUGUAUCUCAGCCACGAAGGCUGAGCUUGUGUGAAACCUAGAUAGAGGAUGUGCCUGGCUGUCGUCAUUUCCUCCUCCAGAGUCUGGGUAAGCAAGAAGAAUCACAGCUGUUCCCACAUCCUCCUCUCUGUUUCAGUCGCUUUUUCCUGGGUUUGCUUCUCCUCUGGUGAUCUUGUUCAUGAGCACCUGCAGAGAGUUCUGCAUCUGUGAAUCCCUCCCUAAGUUGCUCCCAGGAGAACAGAGAGCCAGCCCAUUGGUUUAGAGCCCCCUCCUCGGUUAGCCUAAGUGAGGGUUGGAUUUUGCAGCAUGUAAUCUGCCAUCUGGCUCAACUGAGUUCCCAUGCUGGUGGACAGCUCACCAGUAUGAUCUGUAUCAGUUGGAACCUGCCUCAGUCAGCAGGGAGCCAUGGAUCAUGGGAAGGCAUGCUUCCAUGCCUGAUUCAGUGCUGCAGCCAGGAGAGUCCUGGCAGGGUGGGGGUCUGUCACAAUGACCUUCUGAGGGAGGGGAGACUGGGAAGUGCUGUGGUUCCUCACCUGAGCUGAGCCUAGCUCACCUAGACCCCUCCUGUGGGUCUUUCUCAUCUGUGUUGAUCAUCCCUCAUCUGCUUACUUCAGAUGUUACUGGAGCUAGAGUUCCAUUCAGGCAGCUGGAUGGUUGCUGCCCUCUUGGAGGUAUUGUAGAAGGACCUCUGACUUGAGAGUUUGAGAAUCUCAAUUUUGGCAUUGUCAACGAUGGGUGGUGUGACCUUGGGUACAGUUCCCUCAUCUGUAAAGUUAGGGAUCUCUCAGAUUCUACAGCUCUAAGGAUAACAGCUAUGAUUCUCACUCUUAUGUCCAGGCCACAGAGGAACAGGGGAAGUCUGGGGGUGGGGAAACAGCUAGAGAAGUCCCAACCAAGCAGGGCAACAAACUCUACAGGCCAAACUGCACUGCUUUGAAGAAACUCUUCAUUGGUGGUGCCGUUUCUAGAGCCAUAUGCCCACACCUCAAGCUGCGCUUCUGGGGUGUCUGGACACGUUCCUCCUAGGUCCUUCCUAGACAUGGUCAUUUGAUCCAAAGUGGCUAGGGGCACAAGGAAGGGAUUUAAGGGUAGCAUAGUUCACUUUAAAUGGACCCACACAUUCAAAAUCAAAUAAAAAAUAGCACUUUCCUUUACCAGCAA
Messenger RNA from Peromyscus leucopus (white-footed mouse), 9813 nucleotides. RefSeq names its product tripartite motif containing 66 (gene Trim66). The record is from RefSeq and is a predicted model, not a curated record. Gene Ontology annotation, molecular function: zinc ion binding; protein binding. NCBI's taxonomy places the organism in Eukaryota, Metazoa, Chordata, Mammalia, Rodentia, Cricetidae.